This is a messenger RNA of Salarias fasciatus (jewelled blenny), 2364 nucleotides long. RefSeq names its product X-prolyl aminopeptidase (aminopeptidase P) 2, membrane-bound (gene xpnpep2). The record is from RefSeq and is a predicted model, not a curated record. The transcript is spliced from 21 exons. Lineage: Eukaryota; Metazoa; Chordata; Actinopteri; Blenniiformes; Blenniidae. Gene Ontology annotation, molecular function: metalloaminopeptidase activity. The coding region runs from base 88 to 2103 and encodes 671 amino acids.
CCCACGCACGCUUUCUCACACACGCUGCAUCCACCUCGGAUCGCCAGCCACUCAGCGUGCGGAUCUGAACAGACUCCUGGUGCCAAGAUGCCUUCAUGCAGCUGGCUGCUGGCUCUGUCUCUGGCCGCGCUGACAGGAGUCGCUGCUGGUGCUGCCACAUACGAGGCAACUCAGAGGAACUGUUCUGCGACCCCACCGUACCUUCCCAGCACAGCUGUAAACACCACUCUCCAGCUGAAGGAGCUGCGAGAGCGAAUGCGUCCCCUGAAUAUCUCUGCCUACAUUAUCCCCGGCACUGACGCUCACCUGAGCGAGUACAUUGCACCGCGUGACGCCAGACUGGCCUUCAUGACUGGUUUUACAGGCUCCUCAGGCACUGCUGUAGUCACUCAGACCAAGGCCGCUCUGUGGACAGACAGCCGCUACUGGGUUCAAGCUGAGCGACAGAUGGACUGCAACUGGGAGCUGCAGACCGACAUGUCAAAUCUGGCGGAGUGGUUCAUCAGCGAGGUGCCACCGGGCGGCCAGAUCGGCUUCGAUCCCUUCCUCUUCUCCCUCGAAACGCACGGAGACUACAGUCUGAUCCUGGAGUCGAGCAAUCGCACCCUCAGGUCCAUCCCCGUGAACCUGGUCGAUCAAGUGUGGAAGGACAGACCGUCCAUCGCCGCCGACAGCCUCACGCGCCUGCCUGACAGGGUCAUACAGAGGUCGUGGCAGGUGAAAGUGGAGCAGAUACGCAGUGAGAUGAGGGUCAGUCCGUACGAGCCCACAGCUCUUCUGCUCUCAGCUCUGGAUGAAACCGCCUGGCUCUUCAAUCUGCGUGGCAAUGACAUCCCAUACAAUCCCUUCUUCUACUCCUACACACUUCUCACGCUGGAUGAGAUCUGGCUCUUCGUCCACAUGGACCGAUUGACGGAGGAGUUGAAGGUGUACCUGAACGCCUCCUGCACCGGGCCCUUGUGCGUGCGGCUGAGAGGCUACGACAGCGUCUUGGAGCACGUGAAGCAGUACGUGUCCCGGCCCGGGGUCAAAGUGUGGAUCGGUACGGAGUACACAAACUACGCACUUUACGAGCUGAUCACGCCGCAGGACAAACUGAUGACAAGCACCUACUCUCCUGUGCUGACCACUAAAGCUGUGAAGGAUGAGACCGAGCAGAGAAUACUGAGGGACGCCCACGUGAGGGACGCCGUCGCUGUCAUCCAGCUGCUGAUGUGGCUGGAGAAAUCCGUGCCGAGCGGGGCGGAGACGGAGCUGUCGGCCGCCGACUACGUCAACAAGCGCCGCAGCGAACAGAAGGACAGCAGAGGCCCGAGCUUCGAGACCAUCUCUGCCAGUGGACCCAAUGCUGCUCUCGCUCAUUACAGCCCAACAAAUGAAACCAACAGGAGGCUGACAGUUGAUGAGAUGUACCUUGUGGACUCUGGAGGCCAGUACCUAGACGGCACCACGGACAUCACUCGCACAGUUCACUGGGGAAAGCCUACAGCGAUGCAAAAGGAGGCCUACACUCGAGUGCUCAUGGGAAACAUCGAGAUAUCUCGGACCAUUUUUCCAUCGGGGAAAAGAGGGGUGAACAUGGAGAUGCUGGGUCGCCGGGCGCUGUGGGAGGUGGGCCUCGACUACGGCCACGGCACCGGCCACGGGGUCGGAAACUACUUUGGAGUUCACGAGUGGCCAGUGGGAUUUCAGAGCAACAACAUCGCCUUCGGAGCCGGCAUGUUUACUUCUAUCGAACCUGGAUAUUAUAAGGAGAACGACUUUGGGAUUAGGAUCGAAGAUGUGGUAGUCACUGUACCAGUUCAUACAACGUAUGGAAACAACUACUUGACGUUUGACACAGUUUCGCUGGUCCCGUACGACAGGAAGCUGAUCGACACCUCGCUCCUCAGCUCCGAACAGAUCCAGUGGCUGAAUCAAUACUACGGGAAGAUCCGGCGGCUGCUGGGGCCUGAGCUGGACUCACAGGGACUCCGGGAGGAGAGGGAGUGGAUGCUGAAACACACCGAGCCCUUCGCCCAGUCCGGAUCCUCCGCAGCCGCCUCCUCCUCCUCGCUGACCUUCCUCCUCCUGAUCCUCUCUCUGUUCCACAAUGUCGUCUGAGCGUCCCCGUCUCCACUCGCAGCGGACUUGCACACUGAUGUUACUCCUAUGCAGUCUCUAUGGAGCAGCUAACCCAGGUUGAGAGAUGCACUGUACUUUAAAUUAAAAAUAUGAUUUUAGUGAUUUCAUUUUGUGGGUAAAUGUAUUGUGCUGUUGAGAGUGACAAAUGAUCGUUUUUGAUGUUUUGCCUGUUUUCAAACUGGACAUUUGUAUAACCAGCAAAUAUAAUUUCUAUUUUAUUAAAUGAACACCUGAAAAUGA